Molecule: messenger RNA, 1452 nt
Organism: Balaenoptera ricei (Rice's whale)
Lineage: Eukaryota; Metazoa; Chordata; Mammalia; Artiodactyla; Balaenopteridae
Gene: KRT36
Product: keratin 36
Exons: 7
Coding region: 1-1380 (459 amino acids)
Molecular function (GO): structural molecule activity
Source: RefSeq, a predicted model, not a curated record
AUGGCCAGCCAGCUCUGCUCUCCGAUCUUCUCCUCUGGGUCCAUCAAAGGCCUCUGUGGCACCACAGGUGGCGUCUCUCGGGUGUCCUGUGUCCGCUCUGUGGGCUCCUGCAGAGUCUCUGGCCUUUCUGGUGUUGGGGGGUCAGCCUCCUCUGUCAGGCUGGGCCUCUCCGGCCUUGGGAGCUGCUUGCCUCGUUCCUGCCUGUCCUCUGGGUACCACUCCUCCUGCUUUACCGGGAGCGGGGGCUGGUCCUGCGAGGGCUCCUUCAACGGCAACGAGAAGGAGACCAUGCAGUUCCUGAACGACCGACUGGCCAGCUACCUGGAGAAGGUGCGCCAGCUGGAGCGGGAGAACGCGGAGCUGGAGUGCCGCAUCCGGGAGCGGAGCCAGCAACAAGACCCCCUUGUGUGCCCCAACUACCAGUCCUAUUUCCGGACCAUCGAGGAGCUCCAGCAGAAGAUCCUGCUGACCAAGGCUGACAAUGCCAGGCUGGUCCUGCAAAUUGACAAUGCUAAGCUGGCUGCUGACGACUUCCGAACCAAGUACGAGACGGAGCUGGGCAUGCGGCAGCUGGUGGAGGCUGACACCAAUGGACUGCGCCGGAUCCUGGACGAACUGGCUCUGUGCAAGGCCGACCUGGAGAUGCAGGUGGAGUCCCUGAAGGAGGAGCUGAUGUGCCUCAAGAAGAACCACGAGGAGGAAGUCAACACACUUCGAUGCCAACUUGGGGACCGGCUGAAUGUGGAGGUGGAUGCCGCCCCCCCAGUGGAUCUCAACAAGAUCCUGGAUGAGAUGAGAUGCCAGUAUGAGGCCCUGGUGGAAAAUAACCGCAGAGACGUGGAGGCCUGGUUCAACACCCAGACUGACGAGCUGAACCAGCAAGUGGUGUCCAGCUCGGAGCAGCUGCAGUGCUGCCAGACAGAGAUCAUUGAGCUGAGACGCACGGUCAAUGCCCUGGAAAUCGAGCUGCAGGCCCAGCACAGCAUGCGGAAUUCCCUGGAAUCCACCCUGGCGGAGACCGAGGCCCGCUACAGCUCCCAGCUGGCUCAGAUACAGGGCCUGAUCAGCAACGUGGAGGCUCAGCUGUCCGAGAUCCGCUGUGACCUGGAGCGGCAGAGCCAGGAGUACCAGGUGCUCCUGGAUGUCAAGGCCCGCCUGGAGUCGGAGAUCACCACCUACCGCUGCCUGCUGGAGGGAGAAGACUGCAAGCUGCCUGCCCACCCUUGUGCCAUGGAAUGCAAGCCUGCCGUUAGAGCUCCUUACAUCUCAAGUGUGCCCUGCGCCCCGGCUCCCCAGCUCAGCACCCAGAUCCGUACCAUCAAGGAGGAGAUCAGAGAUGGGAAAGUCAUUUCCAGCAGGGAGCACGUGCAGCCGCUGUAACCAGCUGCCCGGCUCAAGGGGCAGGCCCUGGCCCACAGGAAGGAGGAUACCCCGCUGGGUCCCGGCUCUAAA